AUGGCGCCGAACCAAGGUGACGAGGAUGUGCAAGCCCUUUCAAGGACUCCCCACGAAUUCCCUUACAGUUCCAUGAUUGAGCAUGCGCGUCGUCCUUCAGAAGCCUAUGUCAACCUGCAUGCCAAUGUCGAAGCCAAGAUCAAGAACCCUUUAUGGGGCAUCCCCCGGUCAAGGUUAAUGGCCGACGUCGAUGACUUUUGUCGCAAGAAGGACCUCGACGACUAUCGCCAUCUCAUCCGACAGGGCGCCCUCGUUGCCCAGGAUCCCACUGGUUAUGAAGAUAUUGAUGGCGACGAGAAGCUCAACGACGACGAGAUCGAAGCGCUUAGGAAUGAGAUCCUCCACAAGUGGCGCGUCCCCUUCGUUCUAUACCUGACUGUUGCUACCUGCUCUAUCGGUGCUGCCGUGCAAGGAUGGGAUCAGACGGGCUCAAACGGUGCCAAUCUUGAGUUUCCGUAUGCAUUCGAUAUUGGAUCCAACAGUAUCCGAGAUAAGCUCCUGGUCGGCCUCGUCAACUCUGCGCCGUACAUCGGUACUGCGUUCUUUGGAUGCUGGCUAUCAGACCCUCUAAAUCAGCGUUUCGGCCGUCGAGGGACAAUCUUCUUCUCGGCCAACUUUUGUCUCUGGCCCGUUAUUGGAAGCGCGCUGUUCCCCAUCUUUGCUGCCGAAAACUCGCCCGCCCCGAUCCGAGGAGCUUUUGUCAUGAGCUGGCAGAUGUGGACAGCAUUUGGCAUCUUUCUCGGAACUUGCGCAAACGUGGCCGUCACCAAGAUUGGCCACAACGCUUGGAGGUAUCAGCUUGGGUCGGCCUUCAUCCCCGCCGUGCCCCUGUUGAUAUUGAUCUACUUCUGCCCCGAGUCACCGCGUUGGUACAUGAAGAAGAAUCGCUAUAGAGACGCAUUACAGUCCUUGCUUCGUCUACGGAAUCACCCUGUGCAGGCCGCUCGAGACUUGUAUUACAUUCAUGCGCAGCUUGAGCUCGAAUUCGAAUUUAUUAAGAAGGGCAACUAUAUAAACCGCUUCAUCGAGCUGUUCACGAUCCCCCGAGUACGCCGAGCCACCCUCGCCUCGUUUGUUGUCAUGAUCGCACAGCAAAUGUGCGGCAUCAACAUCAUCGCGUUUUACUCGACGAGCGUUUUCAAGGAAUCAGGGGCCAACGACAACCAGGCACUGCUGGCCUCAAUGGGGUUUGGACUCGUCAACUUCGUCUUUGCAUGGCCCGCAGUCUGGACUAUUGAUACCUUUGGACGACGGUCUCUGCUCUUGUUCACCUUUCCUCAGAUGGCAUGGACGCUCCUUGCUGCUGGACUGUGCACUCUGAUACCUGGGACAGGCGGAGCUCAUCUUGGCCUUGUGGCCAUGUUUGUUUACCUCUUUGCGGCCUUUUACUCACCCGGUGAGGGCCCAGUGCCGUAUGCAUACUCAGCCGAAGUGUUUCCUCUAUCGCAUCGUGAAGUUGGCAUGUCGUGGGCUGUGGCAACGUGCUUAUUCUGGGCGGCUGUCCUGUCCAUCACGUUUCCCCUGAUGCUCGACAGGCUGCACGCGAUAGGGGCCUUUGGUCUGUACUCGGGCUUCAACUUUAUUGCGCUCAUCAUGAUCUUCCUCUGGCUGCCAGAAACGAAGCAGCGGACGCUAGAGGAGCUCGAUUACAUCUUUGCGGUGCCUACCCGCGUCUUCAUGAAGUACCAGGUGACCAAGGCACUCCCAUGGUGGAUCAGACGAUGGAUCUUGUUCCAGCGAGACGUGACGCUGGAACCUCUAUAUCAGUUCGACGUUGGCGAACCUGAAGACAGUCAUAGCACCGAUGCCGGAUACGAGAACGACAAGGCCAAGGUUGAGCUCAAAGACACUGUUGGGCUGACGAAUGCCAUAUGA
This is a messenger RNA of Fusarium vanettenii 77-13-4, 1875 nucleotides long. RefSeq lists its product as uncharacterized. NCBI's taxonomy places the organism in Eukaryota, Fungi, Ascomycota, Sordariomycetes, Hypocreales, Nectriaceae. Gene Ontology annotation, cellular component: membrane. Gene Ontology annotation, molecular function: myo-inositol:proton symporter activity. Bases 1 to 1875 code for a protein of 624 amino acids. The record is from RefSeq and is a predicted model, not a curated record. The transcript has 4 exons. Gene Ontology annotation, biological process: transmembrane transport.